This is a messenger RNA of Oryza sativa Japonica Group (Japanese rice), 1213 nucleotides long. RefSeq lists its product as uncharacterized. The record is from RefSeq and is a predicted model, not a curated record. Lineage: Eukaryota; Viridiplantae; Streptophyta; Magnoliopsida; Poales; Poaceae. Gene Ontology annotation, biological process: phospholipid homeostasis; regulation of membrane lipid distribution; plasma membrane organization. Gene Ontology annotation, cellular component: plasma membrane.
CAGCAAUAAUAAAAGAUGCCGGCAUCAACCGCGUGGGCCGCGCGUCUCGCCGAGGGAGGGGAAGAGGGAACGGAGUCUAUCGUGCGGUGCGGUUCUCCGCUCGCCACGACGACGACGAGCCCCAUGCCUCCUCCGCCCCAUCGCGGCGGCGGCGGCGGCCGCGACACGAGCGCGUUCUUCGCGGCGACGCUGGUGCUGUGGGCGGUGUCGGUGGGGUUCGAGAUCGGCGCGCGCGGGCGGCGGGAGCUGGCGCCCGUGGCCGCAGGGUUUGCCUUCUUCCAGGCCGCCAGCGCCGCCGUGCGCGCCGCCGUCUCCCGCGACCCGCUCUUCGUCAACACCGCCGUUUCGCUCCUGCACUCCUCGCUCACGUCGGCCUCCGUUAUCUUUGUUCUUGUCAACCGAUGGCAUAAUAAGGACCUCAAGAACAUGUUUGAGCAUGAAGAAUUGUUUGGUGGCAGUUGGGUUGGAGCAUAUUCUGCUCUGUGCUUUUCUUGUGGCUAUUUUGCUUAUGAUCAAUUAGAUAUGCUUCGUUACCGACUGUACAGUGGACGGAUUCCUGGAAUUCUCAUGCACCACCUGAUUCUGCUCAUUUGCUUUACACUAGCUCUGUAUCGGAAUGUGACGAUCAACUACCUAAUUCUAACUCUUGUAUGCGAGCUGCACUCCGUAUUUUUGCACAUAAGGAAAUUGAGGCGAAUGGCUGGAUUUCGGGAUUACAACAGAAAAAUUGUGAAACUGGAAUGGGUCCUCAACUGGACUACAUUUGUAUCAGCAAGGGUGGCAUGCCACAUACUGAUUACAUACAAACUGAUCAUUGAUGCCCACAAGUUUGAUAGUGGAAUUGAGCUUCCACUAGCUCUUUUUGGCAUGGCAGGAAUGAAUCUGCUCAACAUAUUUUUAGGACUUGAUCUAUUAAAAGCUUACACGCUCGAGAGAAAUCAGCAGACACAUCAGGACUGAGUGUGCCUCUACUGAUGUGGUACUCCAAAAGUUUUGGCAAGUUGUAGUCAAACAACAAUUAAUAUAGAUCAGCAGACAGAGGUAUGUCAAUGUGUUAUUGGCCUCUACGUUCGGUAGAAACUAGUAAUGAUGUACUAUAUUAUGUGUUCUGAACUCAUUAUAAGAUCUCUACCAGCAAAUGAUUCUUUGCUAUUGUGCUACUAUUUGUAUAUUGCGUUUCAUUUAUCAUCAUAUGCAGACAACCUGGAUACAA